Zeugodacus cucurbitae (melon fly) is the source of this 2375-nucleotide messenger RNA. RefSeq lists its product as uncharacterized. The coding region runs from base 75 to 1340 and encodes 421 amino acids. The transcript has 2 exons. Lineage: Eukaryota; Metazoa; Arthropoda; Insecta; Diptera; Tephritidae. The record is from RefSeq and is a predicted model, not a curated record.
GUUGUCACUGUCUCCACACUCGGCUGAUUCGGUUGUGCUAAGCGGUGGUCGCAUUGAGUUUAAUUUAAAUUAAAAUGAAUGAAACAACUGAAUCAGUUUCAGCUUGGUUAACCAAGGAAUACUUCGAGACAAUUUUGCGGGAAUACAAAAAAGAUGAAGGACUUGUUGUAACGAAUAUUAAUGCCAGUACCGGAUCAUCAAAAGGUGAUAGUUUCAUUAGCACCAUGACCCGUUUUAAAGUGGAAUUUCUAGCGUCUAACUGCAGGGAGCCACGUCAGGAGUUUUACAUUGCAAAAACUAGUUAUGAAGGUGAUCCAGUCAUUGCAAGAAUUAUGAAAGAAUUCGACGUUUACAACAGAGAAAUGAUUAUGUACAAUCAGAUUCUACCGGAGAUGGCGGCACUACUGGUGGAGAUAGGAGAUUAUGACAAGCUCUUUGCGGAAACAAUACAUGUGGAUUUCGUACGAUCAGCUAUAAUUUUCGAGGAUUUGUCGGUGUCAGGUUUUGUAGUGGCUGACCGCAUAGCCGGGCUGAAUGAAUCACAAGCACGGCUAGCAUUGACGAAGCUGGCAAAAUUUCACGCCACUGCCGCCGUUUUUAACGAACGUAUGCCAGGGAUUUUGACAAAUUUGCAAGGAGGUUUCCUCAGGCGUACAACCCGCGCUUUUGAACCUUUCUUCCGGGGCAUGCUUGAGGUAUGUGCGAAUUUUGCGGAUUGUUGCGAAGAAUUGGGACCUUACUACAAAGAUAAAUUACUCAAACUGAGACCCCACGUAUUCGAGUACGCUGUGCGGAGUUUUGAUCCCAAGGACGGGCAUUUUUUCACACUUAUUCAUGGCGACAUUUGGGCCACUAAUAUAAUGUUGUUAUCUGAGACCAAUGGCGAACAAUUUGACACAAAGAAAGUUAAGGAUGCACGAUUAAUUGAUUUUCAAUUUAGUAACUGGUCAUCGCCAGCCGUGGAUUUACAUUAUCUAAUAAACACUUCAUUUGAAAACCAUUUGCGUUUACAUUGCCAGGACGAGUUAAUACAAUAUUACCACGAUAUUUUAACCAGCACAUUACAUAAGUUAACAUAUGGUGGGCAUAUUCCUUCCCUUCACGAGCUCUGUAUACAACUGGAAGAGCGACGUUUUUACGCUUUUACGUCAUCUAUAGUAAACCAACCAUUGCAGAUCAGUGAAAAUACUGCAGAUUCAGACCUUAAUAGCUUAACCGAAGUUAAUGAGCGUUCCAGAAAUUUUUAUAAAGUAUUGUAUAGCAAUACAAAGGUGCAAAGUACAGUUAAAGUACUGUUACCGUAUUUCGAUCGUAAAGGACUUCUAGAUGUGUCCGAUUAGUUUUAAGUCCGUCAAAUGUUCCAGGAAAGGUAGUUUUGUACAACUAAUAAUACUAUGUCAGUGAUAGGCUUGCGAUUAGGGGCAAUAACAUACUAUAAAUAUAUUCAAGUACAAGCAUUUGCGAUUACACACUUAGUAUCGGCAUUCUAAUAUUAAUAUAUCUUCCUAUUACGAAUAUUUGCCAACGAUUCUAACUACAUAAUUUGCAUAAACUGAUCUCUAAAAUUUUUAAUUGUCAUAUAUUUACAUAUAUACAUAAUUCAUGAGGACAAACAAUAGUUAAUAGUAGAAUGUUUUUGUAUGUCGAACGAAGUUCUCAAGUAUUUCAUACUUACAAAAUUGUUUGUUUUCUGGGAGAACGAGUCAUAUGUAAAAAAUGUAUGCAUUGGGUUUAGUCAAAUUUAGGUUCCUAAAUCGAAAUCUCAAAAUUGAGGUUGCUGAAAACGCGCACCAAUAAUGAGUAAAAAAAUGGGCAAAAUAAAAAUGUUCUUCUAAGUUUGAUCCUUGAUUUUGUAGUUUAAAAAAUGCUGGCAAAACUUUUUAAAAUUUGAUAUACAACUGUUUGGUUUAUAUGCAUAUUUCUUAUCAUUCAAAAAUACAUAAUUUUUCGAUUUAGAGAUUUUUACUUAAAAUAUUCAUACAGUCAUUAUAGAAAUACACGUACCAGGAGAAAGGUCAAUUAAUCGCAUUCACAACCAUUCCAAUUCCAAAAUUUUGACCAGUAAUAGGUAUAUUUUUGAUUUUUUAGAAAGAAUAUACUGUUUUUAUAUGAGCCUAAUUUCGAAAUUCGGAGACAAAUAUUUUGAUUUUGGGAACUAAUUGCGAAAAACGGAGAAUGUAAUUUUUUACUUCGACUCAAUCUCCUGGUGCAUUUAAUUGCUCGGGUUAAAUUUAAAAGUUUUUAAGUUCAAAAAUACUCCAUACAUGAACAAAUCUCUUUCGUGAUAUGAACAUAAUAUAAAAUUAACUUACAAUGUGUGAGAUCCAUCUUAAAAAAAUUUAAUUGAAAUAAUAAAUUUGAUUUGAAAAACACGA